GCCCCCCCCCCCAGUAAAAUGAGCUCGGAGGCCUAAAUAUAGGAAGCGGUCUGCUCACCCUUUGCUCUGCGACAUUAGAACGGCAGCAGAGCCAGGGCCUGAUGAGGGCUGUUGGCUGGAACGGGUCCAGUCUGGGGCGCCUAACUGUAGACCCCCUAGGUAACUGCUUAGGCUCCGCGUUCCCAAGCCAUGCCUGCAGGAGAUGUGGGAGAAGGCCAAGAGGAGUUCCUUUCUCGCCUGCAGCCCACCUACGGGCUCGGGAAAUAGACCCUGCCCAGGCUCCUUGUGGCAACAGGAAUGGGAGACCAGGCCAAGGAGGGUACAAGCACAGUGAGAAGGUGCCAUGAGUGUAGCAGCAUCGUUUACUCCAAAUCUGCCGCCCUGUCUCCCGCUCCAGGUACCUGCUGUGAACCAAUUGCUGCAUUCUCAGAGACCUAGGCUUCCCACCUCACCUCCCCAGCCAGGCCUCCUGGCCCCCAGUCUGCUCGUGGUGGCCUCCCCACCUGCCCUCUUCUCCUCCUGCCCUCCCCAUGGCCUGGACAUGAGUGGACCCCCAGAAGGGUCUGAUAGGGGAGGGGACCCCAGGCCCGGGGAUGCCUUUUGUUCCAGAGGGUCCCCCUCCCCUGGGCCCCCACAGCACCGGCCGUGCCCAGGCCCCAGCCUGGUGGAUGACACCGAUGCCAACAGCAAUGGCUCCAGCGGCAAUGAGUCCAACGGCCCUGAGUCCAGGGGUGCAUCUCAGCGCAGCUCGCAUAGUUCCUCGUCCGGCAAUGGCAAGGACUCCGCCCUGCUGGAGACCACUGAAAGCAGCAAGAGCACCAACUCUCAGAGCCCGUCCCCGCCCAGCAGCUCCAUCGCCUACAGCCUCUUGAGUGCCAGCUCUGAGCAGGACAACCCAUCCACCAGUGGCUGCAGCAGUGAACAGUCAGCCAGGGCGAGGACCCAGAAGGAACUCAUGACGGCACUGCGGGAGCUCAAGGUGCGGCUGCCGCCAGAGCACCGGGGCAAAGGCCGCUCCGGGACCCUGGCUACGCUGCAGUACGCGCUGGCCUGCGUCAAGCAGGUGCAGGCCAACCAGGAGUACUACCAGCAGUGGAGCUUAGAGGAGGGCGAGCUGUGUGCCAUGGACAUGUCCACGUACACACUGGAGGAACUGGAGCACAUCACGUCUGAGUACACGCUGCGUAACCAGGACACCUUCUCGGUGGCAGUCUCCUUCCUGACGGGCCGCAUUGUCUACAUUUCGGAGCAGGCAGGUGUCCUGCUGCGUUGCAAGCAGGAUGUGUUCCGGGGUGCCCGUUUCUCGGAGCUCCUGGCACCCCAGGAUGUGGGUGUCUUCUAUGGUUCCACGGCUCCCUCUCGCCUGCCCACCUGGGGCACUGGGGCCUCAGCAGGUUCAGGCCUCAAGGAUUUCACACAGGAGAAGUCUGUCUUCUGUCGUAUCAGUGGCGGUCCUGACCGGGACCCAGGACCUCGGUACCAGCCAUUUCGUCUCACUCCGUAUGUGACCAAGGUCCGGGUCUCAGACGGGGCCCCUGCACAGCCCUGCUGUCUGCUCAUUGCAGAGCGUAUCCACUCAGGUUACGAAGCCCCCCGCAUCCCUCCUGAGAAAAGGAUUUUCACCACCCGCCACACCCCCAGCUGCCUCUUCCAGGAUGUGGACGAGAGGGCUGCCCCCCUGCUGGGCUACCUUCCCCAGGACCUCCUCGGGGCUCCUGUGCUGCUGUUCCUCCAUCCCGAGGACCGGCCGCUCAUGCUGGCCAUCCACAAGAAGAUCCUCCAGUUGGCGGGCCAGCCCUUUGACCACUCCCCGAUUCGCUUCUGUGCCCGUAACGGGGAGUACGUCACCAUGGACACCAGCUGGGCCGGCUUCGUGCACCCUUGGAGUCGCAAGGUGGCCUUUGUGUUGGGUCGUCACAAAGUACGCACGGCACCCCUCAACGAGGACGUGUUCACACCGCCGGCGCCCAGCCCCGCUCUGUCUCUGGACCCUGACAUCCAGGAGCUCUCGGAGCAGAUCCAUCGGCUGUUGUUGCAGCCUGUGCAUAGCCUCAGCCCCACUGGGCUCAGUGCAGUCGGUCCUGUGACUUCCCCAGGCCCUCUCCUCAGCCCUGGCUCCUCCAGCGACAGCAACGGGGAUGCUGAGGAGCCCAGGCCUCCUGCCCCGGUGACCUUCCAGCAGAUCUGUAAGGACGUGCAUCUAGUGAAGCACCAGGGGCAGCAGCUUUUCAUCGAGUCUCGGGCCCGGCCCCCCCGGCCCCGCCUCCCGGCUACAGGCACCUUCAAGGUCAAGGCCCUUCCCUGUCAGCCCCCAGACCCAGAGCAGCAGGUGGCAGCUGCCCCCAUCCAUGCCCUGCUCGACUUGGCCCCUGAGGAGGCUGAGAAGAAAGCUGCCCCCACCUGCUCUUACCAGCAGAUGAACUGCCUGGACAGCAUCCUUCGGUACCUGGAGAGCUGCAACAUCCCCAGCACAACCAAGCGCAAGUGUGCCUCGUCCUCCUCCUGCACCUCCUCUGCCUCUGACGAUGACAAGCAGAGGACAGGGCCCACCCCCGUGGGGGCCAAGAAAGGUCCAUCGGCGGCGGCGGCAGUGUUGUCUGGGGAGGGGGCCACCCCAGUGGCGGGAGGCCCCCUGAGCCCGCUCGCCCUGGCCAAUAAGGCGGACAGCGUGGUGUCUGUCACCAGUCAGUGUAGCUUCAGCUCUACCAUCGUCCAUGUGGGAGACAAGAAGCCCCCGGAGUCGGAUAUCCUUAUGAUGGAGGACCAGUCGGGCCUGGCCCCCAGCCCCUCGGUAGCCCCCGACCCAGCCCCAGAUGCCUACCGCCCCGUGGGCCUGACCAAGGCAGUGCUGUCAAUGCACACGCAGAAGGAGGAGUGGGCUUUCCUCAGCCGCUUCCGGGACCGUGGCCGGCUGCGUGUGCCCCACGGCUCCUCCGUAGCACCACCAGCUCCCAGCGAGCGAGGCUGCCACCACGGCCCUGCACCCCCCGGCCGCCGACACCACUGCCGAUCCAAAGCCAAGCGCUCCCGUCACCACCAGACCUCCCGGCCUGAAGUCCCUUGCUAUGUCUCGCAUCCCCCACCUGCACCACCCUGUGCCCCCUGGCCACCCCCACCAACUCCCACCCCCUUCUCCGCUGUGGUCCAGCCCUACCCCCUCUCAGUAUUUCCCCCCACAGGUGGCCCUCAGCCUCUGGCCCCUGCCGCCACAUCUGUGCCCCCGGCCGCUUUCCCUGGUUCCCUAGUGACCCCAGUGGUGGCCUUGGUGCUCCCUAAUUAUAUGCUCCCCACUCCCUCCAGCUGUCCCUAUGGGGUAACCCAGACCUCUGCGGAGGGGCCACCCACCCCUGCCUCCCCCUCCCCUUCUCCAUCCCUGCCCCCACUGCCCUCCAGCCCUCCCCACCCUCCGGAGUCCCCGCUAUUCAACUCAAGAUGCAGCUCCCCGCUCCAGCUAAACUUGCUGCAGCUUGAAGAGCCCCCCCACAUUGAGGGGUGUGCUGGGGCAGGGCCCUCUGGGAGCAGUACUGGGCCCCCCCCUCCCAAUGAGGCAGCUUUGGAGCCAGAGGCCAGGCUGGUGGAGGUGCCUGCGUCCUCUAAUCAGGAUGCCAUGUCCGGCUCCAGCGACCUGCUGGAGCUCCUGCUGCAAGAAGACUCCCGAUCAGGCACGGGCUCCGCCGCCUCAGGCUCCUUGGACUCGGGUUCAGGCUCUGGGUCUGGCUCGGGCUCUCACGAGGGAGGCAGCAUCUCGGCCAGCGUCACUCGCAGCAGUCAGAGCAGCCACACUAGCCAGUAUUUCGGCAGCAUUGACUCCUCUGAGGCUGAGGCCGGGAUGGCCCGGGCCAGGGCUGAGCCCGGCGACCAGGUCAUGAAGUACGUGCUCCAGGAUCCCAUCUGGCUGCUCAUGGCCAAUGCUGAUCAGCGGGUCAUGAUGACCUACCAAGUGCCCUCCAGGGACAUGGCCUCGGUGCUGAAGCAGGACCGAGAGCGGCUCCGGGCCAUGCAGAAGCAGCAGCCACGCUUCUCGGAGGACCAGCGGAGGGAGCUAGGGGCUGUGCACUCCUGGGUCCGGAAGGGCCAGCUGCCUCGUGCCCUCGAUGUGACGGCUUGCGUGGACUGCGGGAGCAGCACCCAAGACCCCGGCCACCCGAAUGACACACUCUUUGCCGAGCUGGAUGCACUGGGGCUGGAGCCCAUGGAAGAAGGCGGAGGCGAGGGUGGUGGCGGCGGCAGUGAGGGCAGAGGGGGCGAGGGAGAGGGGCGAAGUGAGACUGGGGCCAGGGUCUCAAGCUCUCAGGACUUGGCCAUGGAGGAAGAAGAACAAGGUGAGAGCCCAUCCAUUCGAGCCUUACCUGCCCCAGAAAAUGGCACCAGCUAGAUUCCAUUUGGGGGCCACUCUAGAGACCCAAAGUUCUUAGGAACUCUGGUUCUCCAUGGCCCGCUCUGAGAGCUCCUGUGGCUGGACCAACCAGCACAGGAAAGAGCCCUAGCUUUUCCUGCUGUUGGGGGCUGGACCCCCGUCACCAGCCCAGGCCUCAUGGGGAACAGACUGCGGAGCUCAGCCCAGCCAGAAGAGCCUCACCCCCCUUCCGCUGGUGAGGAGGCCCCUCUCCAGGACACAGUUGCUGAAAGCUGCUGAAGUGGACCUUCCAAAUCCCAGCUGAGCCCAAGCCCCGGUCUUGAGGGUUGGGGCUACCCUAUUUAUUGGGGGAGAUGGCCCUCUCUCAUCUCCUCCUCAGAAGCCAGGGGACAAGGGUCUGGCCCCAGCAGGACCGAGGGGUCUGGACCCCUAGCUGCUCCAGGGUUGGGGGUAGGUUGGUGGACCAUGGAGUCCCUGGUGCUGCCCUCAGAUGGGACCCAUGUGUUCGCAGCUGUACCCUCUACCAAUGGCAUUUGUGUUUUUGAUAUUGUGUCUGUUAUUUUUUAAUAUAAAGAGCAAACAAGCAAA
This is a messenger RNA of Echinops telfairi (small Madagascar hedgehog), 4945 nucleotides long. It is a transcript of the gene PER1, whose product is annotated as period circadian regulator 1. Bases 344 to 4375 code for a protein of 1343 amino acids. Gene Ontology annotation, biological process: negative regulation of transcription by RNA polymerase II; circadian regulation of gene expression; entrainment of circadian clock by photoperiod. The record is from RefSeq and is a predicted model, not a curated record. Gene Ontology annotation, molecular function: transcription cis-regulatory region binding; transcription corepressor binding. Gene Ontology annotation, cellular component: nucleus; cytoplasm. NCBI's taxonomy places the organism in Eukaryota, Metazoa, Chordata, Mammalia, Afrosoricida, Tenrecidae. The transcript is spliced from 22 exons.